Cyprinodon variegatus (sheepshead minnow) is the source of this 1879-nucleotide messenger RNA. Its product is annotated as sterol 26-hydroxylase, mitochondrial-like. The record is from RefSeq and is a predicted model, not a curated record. The coding region runs from base 22 to 1575 and encodes 517 amino acids. Gene Ontology annotation, cellular component: mitochondrial inner membrane. Gene Ontology annotation, biological process: cellular response to peptide hormone stimulus; cortisol metabolic process; C21-steroid hormone biosynthetic process. Gene Ontology annotation, molecular function: oxidoreductase activity, acting on paired donors, with incorporation or reduction of molecular oxygen; monooxygenase activity; heme binding. The transcript has 9 exons. Lineage: Eukaryota; Metazoa; Chordata; Actinopteri; Cyprinodontiformes; Cyprinodontidae.
CCUGUUUUCCAUUCGGCUGUAAUGGCUGCGUGGCUGUCACGGAGAGCACUGUCAGGGAAAACCACCUGGCUGUUGUCUUCCAGCCCUGUUUAUAAGAGCCAUGUCUGCUGCAGGAAGGUGGGCAGAACGUCCUCUGCUCCUGGAGCCCUCUCUGCCCUGCAGGACAAGCCUCGGACUGUGGAGGACCUCCCUCAUGUCAGCUCGUUAGAGAUGCUUUACAGGAUGGUGUUUCAGGGCUACUACAACCGCCUGCAUGAGCUACAGCUCUAUGAGAAGAAGCUUUAUGGACCCAUAUACAAAAGCGGACUCAAGACGGUGUCAGUGAACACCCCUCAGCUGCUGGAGGAACUCAUGAGGAAGGAUGAGAAGUUUCCCUCCAGAGGAGACAUGUCUCUGUGGACGGAGUACAGAGAUAUGAGAGGAUUUGGCUACGGGCCGUUUACAGAGGAAGGAGAGCGCUGGUACAACCUUAGGGCGGUUCUCAACAAGCGCAUGCUUCAUCCAAGAGACUCUGCUCAGUACUCUGGGGUCAUCAAUGAGGUGGUUACAGAUUUCACAAAACGGAUCAAACAUCUGCGGCAUUGCAGCCCAACAGGAGAUCUUGUUACUGACAUGUCCAAUGAGCUGUAUCUCUUUUCACUAGAAGGUAUUGCCUCCAUACUAUUUGAGACAAGGCUCGGCUGUUUGGAAAAGGAAAUGCCUUCUGGUACCCAAGAAUUUAUUGACUCCAUCGCUAAGAUGUUUUCCAACAGUAUGGCUGUGGUGUUGAGUCCCAAGUGGAGCCGUGACCUGCUGCCAUUCUGGAAAAGCUACAUCGACGGCUGGGAGGGCAUCUUUACCUUUGCUAAAACUUUAAUAGAUAAAAAGAUGGAGGACAUCCAGCAGCGAGUGGACAAUAACGAGGAUGUGGAGGGUGAAUAUCUAACGUACCUCGUGUCAAACACCCAAAUGAGCACCAAGGACGUAUACGCCAGCAUCACCGAGCUUCUCUUAGCCGGAGUAGACACGACCUCCAAUACCCUUACAUGGGCUUUGUACCAGCUGUCCAGGAACCCAGAAAUCCAGGACAGGCUUCAUGAGGAAGUGUCCACGCUGGUACCUGCAGACCAAAUCCCCACGGCUGCAGAGGUCACCCGGAUGCCAUUUCUAAGGGCUGUGAUAAAAGAAACUCUCAGGAUGUACCCAGUGGUACCCAUGAAUUCAAGGAUCAUUACAGAAAAGCCCAUUUCCAUUGGUGGAUAUCAGUUUCCCAAAAAGACUUCUUUCACUUUGUGUCACUAUGCCAUCAGUCAUGAUGAAAACACAUUUCCUGAGUCGUUCAGAUUUAAGCCGGAGAGAUGGCUCCGUGACGGCCGUCAGAGGCCGAACCCCUUUGGCUCCAUCCCGUUCGGGUAUGGAGUUCGAGGCUGUGUAGGCCGGAGGAUCGCAGAACUGGAGAUGUAUUUAGUUUUGUUUCAGCUUAUUCGGCAGUUUGAAGUCAAACCAAACCCGACAACUGGAGAGUUGAAAAGCAUCAAUCGUACAGUUCUGGUUCCAGACAAACAACUGGACCUACACUUUGUGGACAGAGGAUGAAGAAACAGGAUCUUGAUGGACUCUUACAUGUUGGGCUGACAGAACUAUGUGCACAUUGCUUUUAUUACAGGAAUACAGCUUUAUAGUAAUGUGGCUGUAGAUCUUUAAUACAUGGAGACAUGCAGAACAGAACUAUUUUUCAUUUAGCAUUAGAACUCACUUAAACUAACUUUUUCUCUAAUAACUGUCCCAUAUAUGGAGCUCCUGUAGAUUCUACAUUGGUUCUUUCCAUCUCAUCAGUUACAAAUUUAUCUAAUGAGCUUUAAUUUUUAAGAAAAAAAAUACUAAAUUAUAGUUUGCACAC